This is a messenger RNA of Cyclocybe aegerita, 1767 nucleotides long. The record is from the annotation of a GenBank genome assembly. NCBI's taxonomy places the organism in Eukaryota, Fungi, Basidiomycota, Agaricomycetes, Agaricales, Hemipholiotaceae.
AUGGCGGACGGGCUUGCUGGGAUCCACCACAUUCCGGACGAAAUCUUCGUUCUCAUCUUCGACCAGCCCGACGUCCCGCUCGAAACUCUCUACAACGCCUCUCUCGUCUCGAAGAGACUACAUUACUUCUGCCUCCCCCUUUUCCUAGCCCGAUUCGACAUCUCCGAUCCGAGCGAGUAUGCAGAGAUCAUCUUCCACGACAAUUUCGGCGGCACGGCGCUCGACGCACUCGACGGGCUGCGCGUCGGGCUCUACAUACACCACAUCAAGCACCUCGUCUGCCGCUUCCAGCUCCCCGGAGAGGAAGGCGACCUCGAGGUCGUGAUCCGGCACAUGAAGCGCCUGUACGGGCUCGUGUCAUCGCUGUCAUCCAUCGAAAACGUGUCGAUAUUCUACGGGAGCGAGAUAUGCUGCUGCUGCUCCGGGCUGGACAUCGGCGAGACCCUUGAUGAGAUAUUGGAGGAGUGGUCGAGGGUCAUGGGGCGCACGCUGAGCAAGAUGAUAGAGCGUGGGUGCACGGCGAUGUCGCUGGCGGGCGGGCGCUACAUGGACCAUACGUACGCCUUCCGCACUGGAAACGCAAAGUCGAAGAAGUCAAAGAGGGCGGCGAAGACGAAGGGGAAGAGUACCCGCGAUCAGCCGUUCUCGUCUGCGUUCAAGAACUUGUUUGGCAAGAGAGGGUCGAAUGAAGACGUGCGAUUAGCGCCGGACGAGAUCAAUAUCCUCAACGGCGAGUCCUGGGCAUUCUGCCGUGCAAAGGGGACGGGAACGUCCGUCGUUCUGACCCCGUUGAUGCUGGGUAAUGAAGAGAAAGAAAACUCACAACUCAAGCACCUUACAAUCCAGUCGAUGAUGGUGCUCAUGCCCCCUCUCCUCCACUGGACUGCCCAAACCCUCCGACUUCCCAGUGUACAAUCACUUACGCUCAAGAACCUCCAAAUCAACCGCAAGUGCUGGAAGAUGAUGUUCACCGUCCUCGCCGGCGCCAUCCCUACUCUCUCUGAGCUGCAUCUCUCCUCCCUGCGCCAGAUCGUCCCAGGCGACCUACUCAAAUUCAUCAGCAGCUUCCCCCGGCUCACCAGCCUACACAUCGGGCGCGACGUCGACUGCAUCGACGCGUACGACCUAGGCCCGUUCCCCGACUUCCCCGAGCUCAUCUCGCUGUACGCACCCGCGCGGUGGGUCAUCAAGCUCCUGGGCGCUCAGCGCACGGGGCUCGCGCGCCUCGAGAGCCUCGCGAUCGUGUAUAAUCUGCGGAACGAGGGCUUUUCGCAUUGGCUGAGGAAGAGCUCGGGCACGCCGACGAUCCCGAUCUUGCUGAAGGAGCAGGACCGGCCGCUGACGGUGUCGCUGGAGGUGUACCUCGGCGGGAACCCCGGGUGGCGCAUGCGCGAGGACGUGGAGUGCCCGACGGCGGACGCCACCCGCGCGCUCCGGCAUGGAGGCGGUGGCGUAGGGCGAGUGGAGUGCGAGGCAGAGCGCCCGGACGUGUCGAAUGUGGUGAGCUUGACGCUAGUGUUCGACGAGAAGCUGAAGAGCGGCGACGUCAAGCUGGAGAGCGUGCUGUCACGGUGGCUGGCGCUUUUCUAUGGCGUAAGGCAUUUGGGCGUUAGAACGGUGCCGCCGAAGGCGAUUAGUGAGGAGCAGGCGAUGGGUCUUCUUAAUUGUGUUUGGAGGGAGGGUGGGUUGGCGGCGAUGUCGAGCGUGGAGCUCAAUGGGAAUGAGGUGGAUAUCGAUGAGCCUGACACGGACACCGGCUUUCAUUAG